UUCUGCCUCACGCAGCACACAGAGUCCUCUCCAGACCACCCCGCGCCCCCCCACCCCCGGCGCAUCCAGAUACCCCUCACACCCCUCCCAUGGGCCAUCUCUAUCUGGGGAUUUAGGACAAAAGGCCAUUCUCUGAUUGGCCGAGGCCAGCGCUUCGAAAACCAGACGAAGAGGCACCGCUGGGAACAGAUCGGCUGAAGUGGGUAGUGAACAGCCUAGGAUAAGAAGAGAAGCAGCACUGUAAAGGCGUGCACACUGGUGGGAUCCAGGAGGCGGUGCCAUGGCUGGGGCCUCUGUGAAGGUGGCAGUGCGGGUCCGCCCCUUCAACUCGCGAGAGAUGAGCAAGGAGAGCAAGUGCAUUAUCCAGAUGUCCGGAAACACGACCACGAUCAUCAACCCCAAAGUACCCAAAGAGACCAAGAGCUUCAGCUUUGACUACUCCUACUGGUCCCACACCUCACCAGAGGAUAUCAACUACGCGUCUCAGAGGCAGGUGUACAGGGACAUCGGGGACGAGAUGCUGCUUCAUGCCUUUGAAGGCUACAACGUCUGCAUCUUUGCGUACGGACAGACUGGUGCUGGAAAAUCAUACACCAUGAUGGGCAAACAGGAAACGGACCAGCAAGGAAUCAUUCCACAGCUGUGUGAAGACCUCUUCACCAAGAUUAAUCACAGUAAUACUGACAACAGCAUGUCCUACUCUGUAGAGGUGAGCUAUAUGGAGAUUUACUGUGAGCGCGUGCGUGACCUCCUGAACCCCAAGAACAAAGGGAACCUGCGUGUGCGAGAGCACCCUUUACUGGGCCCAUAUGUGGAGGACCUGUCCAAACUGGCAGUCAUGUCAUACAACGACAUUCAAGACCUCAUGGACUCGGGAAAUAAGGCCAGGACGGUGGCUGCCACCAACAUGAACGAAACAAGCAGUCGCUCCCACGCCGUCUUCAACAUCAUCUUCACCCAGAGACGCCACGACUCAGAGACGGAUAACGUUUCCGAAAAGGUCAGCAAAAUCAGUCUAGUUGACCUGGCUGGGAGUGAGAGAGCAGACUCCACAGGAGCUAAAGGCACGCGGCUCAAGGAAGGAGCAAACAUCAACAAAUCCCUUACCACGCUGGGCAAAGUCAUUUCUGCUCUGGCUGAGGUGGAUUCUGGGUCAAAUAAGAACAAGAAGAAAAAGAAGGUGGAAAGUUUCAUCCCUUACAGAGAUUCUGUGCUGACCUGGUUGCUGAGAGAAAAUCUGGGUGGAAACUCGCGCACGGCCAUGGUGGCGGCUCUCAGUCCCGCUGACAUCAACUACGACGAGACCCUCAGCACCCUCAGGUACGCGGACAGAGCCAAGCAGAUCCGCUGCAAUGCCGUGAUCAAUGAGGAUCCGAACAACCGGCUGGUGCGGGAACUCAAGGAGGAGGUGUCACGUCUGAAGGACCUCCUCUACGCGCAAGGCUUGGGUGACAUCAUCGAGACAUAUCGGGGCCCAGACGAUGACAGCGUUGGUUUGAAAUACAUAUCCGAUUACAAGAACAAUAACAAUACUGGCCAAGCUGUCAAUCAAAGAGGUGAUCUCUCCACAGUGACCAAUGCCAUGACGGGGAUGAGCCCCUCCCCCACCCUCUCUGCUCUGUCCAGUCGGGCUGGCUCCAUCACUAGCCUGCAUGAGCGUAUCAUGUUCAGUCCUGGAAGUGAGGAGGCUAUCGAGAGACUCAAGGAAACUGAGAAAAUCAUUGCUGAGCUUAAUGAAACGUGGGAGGAGAAGCUUCGACGUACGGAGGCUAUCCGGAUGGACAGAGAGGCCCUGCUUGCUGAAAUGGGCGUGGCCAUGAGGGAAGAUGGUGGUACCGUGGGCGUCUUUUCACCUAAGAAGACACCUCAUCUGGUGAAUUUAAAUGAGGACCCUCUGAUGUCAGAGUGUCUCCUGUACUACAUCAAAGAUGGAACCACCAGGGUGGGAAGAGAGGAUGCACAUACGAGGCAGGACAUUGUCCUCAGUGGACACUUCAUAAAGGAUGAACACUGCAUUUUCACCUGCAGUUCAGAUCCUAUGGGAGAAGCAGUGAUUCUAGAGCCGUGUGAAGGAGCUGAUACCUACGUCAAUGGGAAGAAAGUGACUGAGCCCACUGUCCUCAGAUCAGGGAACCGCAUCAUCAUGGGAAAGAGCCACGUUUUCCGCUUCAACCACCCGGAGCAGGCGAGGGCCGAGCGGGACAGGACGCCAUACGCAGAGACCCCGGCUGAGCCCGUGGACUGGGCCUUUGCCCAGCGGGAGCUGCUGGAGAAACAGGGCAUAGACAUGAAGCAAGAGAUGGAUCAGAGACUUCAGGAGUUGGAGGAUCAGUACCGCAAAGAGAGGGAGGAGGCCAACAAUCUUCUGGAACAACAGAGACUGGACUAUGAGAGCAGGUUGGAGGCCCUGCAGAAGCAGGUUGAUCGAUAUUACCCUGAAGCGCAUGAGGAAGAGGAAGAACCUGAGGAGGAAGUGCCAUGGACGGAGAGGGAGACAGAGUUGGCUCUGUGGGCCUUCAGAAAGUGGAGGAGUUACCAGUUCACUUCUCUCAGAGACCUUCUUUGGGGCAACGCCAUCUUCCUUAAAGAGGCCAAUGCCAUUAGCGUGGAGCUCAAGAAGAAGGUGCAGUUCCAGUUUGUACUGCUGACAGACACGCUGUACUCCCCACUGCCCCCCGAGCUGCUGCCUGCCGAGGCAGCGGAGGAGCGUGAGAGGAGCCCCUUCCCCCGCACCAUCGUGGCCGUGGAGGUGCAGGAUGAGAAGAACGGAGCCACGCACUACUGGACCCUGGAGAAGCUCAGACAGCGUUUGGACCUGAUGAGGGAGAUGUACGACCGUGUCGCAGAGGUACCCAGCAGUGUCAUCGAGGACUGCGACAGCGUCCUGACAGGCGGCGACCCAUUCUACGAUCGCUUCCCGUGGUUCCGCCUGGUUGGAAGCAGCCCCCUAUUCACCGCAUGCCUUAGUGAGCAAGCACAUGAACGCACCGCUUCCCCCAACCCCUCUGAACCCACCACCACCUCCGAAACCACCGAGCUUGUCCAAUCGCGGCUCCGCGGAGGGGUUGGGGCGGAGCUGGAGGACCUCAGCGAUGAUCUCUCCUCGGAUGACCUGUGCUCUGAGCUCGGGGACGACGACGACGAAGACGUGGAAGAUUAUGAAGAUGACGAGAGGGACCCAUGCGGGAGCUCCAAUGAGGACCCGUUUUACGAGCGCCCCCCCUUGUUCAGUGUAGUGGGAAGGGCCUUCGUGUAUCUUAGCAACCUGCUGUAUCCUGUGCCUUUGGUCCACCGAGUGUCCGUCGUCAGCGAGAGGGGCGAGGUGAAGGGCUUCCUGAGAGUCGCAGUCCAGGCCAUAUCAGGCACUCUGGUUUUUCCUCCAGCUGAUGAGGAGGCGCCUGAUUACGGCUCAGGUGUCAGGCAGUCGGGAACCGCCAAGAUCUCAUUUGAGGACCAGCAGUUUGAGAAGUUUCAGGCAGAGUCCUGUCCUGCCGGCCUGUCCCACGCGGGACAUUCUCAGGAGGAGCUGCGUAUCGUGGAAGGGGAAGGGCAGAACUCAGACACGGUGCCAUCUGCAGAUGAAGUCAAUAACAAUACCUGCGCAGCCGAACCAGAAGAUCUGGACAGCCCAGUGAAAUCAGGUCUGGAUGGUGUUCUGGACCACCUCAGGAUUGGAGAGCUCUUCACAUUUAGAGUCACUGUACUCCAAGCAUCCAACAUCUCCUCAGAGUAUGCAGACAUCUUCUGCCAGUUUAACUUUAUCCACCGGCAUGAUGAAGCUUUUUCCACGGAGCCUCUGAAGAACACAGGGCGAGGUCCUCCGCUGGGCUUCUACCAUGUGCAGAACAUUGCCGUGGAGGUUACCAAGUCCUUCGUGGAGUACAUAAAGGCACAGCCUAUCGUGUUUGAGGUGUUCGGGCAUUAUCAAAAGCAGCCAUUCCCGCCCCUGUGCAAGGACCUCAUCAGUCCACUACGUCCGUGCAGAAGACAGUUCCCAAGGGUUAUGCCUCUGUCCAAACCAGUGCCUGCGACCAAGCUGACGACCCUCGUACGACCCACAGCAGGUCCCUGCCACUGCAAAUACGACCUGAUGGUGUUCUUUGAGAUCUGUGAGCUGGAGGCCAAUGGAGACUACAUCCCUGCAGCAGUGGACCACAGAGGAGGAAUGCCCUGUCAUGGCACCUUCCUCUUACACCAGGGAAUUCAAAGGAGGGUCACGGUGACCAUAGUGCAUGAGUCAGGGGGAGACAUUAAGUGGAAGGAAGUCCGUGAGCUUGUCGUAGGCCGCAUCCGGAAUACACCUGAAGCCGACGAGUCCAUCAUUGACCCCAACAUUCUGUCCCUCAACAUCCUGUCUGCCGGAUACGUCCGACCCUCCCCGGAUGACAGACAGUUUCUUGAUUCGGACAUGCCUAGGACGUUCUACCGUUUCGAAGCUGCCUGGGACUCGUCAAUGCACAACUCUCUCUUGCUAAACCGAGUAACUCCGUAUGGGGAGAAAAUCUACAUGACUCUGUCAGCGUACCUGGAGAUGGAGAGCUGCACACAGCCCACAGUUAUUACCAAAGACUUCUGCAUGCUCUUCUACUCCCGCGAUGCCAAACUCUCUGCGUCACGCUCCAUCAGGAGCCUCUUCAGCAGCGGUAGCCUGAGAUCGUCUGAGGGAAACCGAGUGACCGGAGUGUAUGAGCUCAGCAUGUGCCAUGUGGCGGAUGCGGCUAGUCCCGGGAUGCAGAGGAGACGUAGGCGUGUGCUGGACACGUCCGUGGCAUACGUGCGCGGGGAGGAGAACCUGGCUGGGUGGAGGCCCCGCAGUGACAGUCUCAUCCUGGACCACCAGUGGGAGCUGGACAAGCUGAGUCUCCUGCAGGAGGUGGAGAAGACCAGACACUACCUCCUCCUGAGAGAGAAGCUGGAGUCCACCCUGCUGCUGAGCCAGGAGGCGCCGUCGUCCUGCGCGGGCGAAGAUCCCACCGAGUCCUCUUCCCCCUCCGCCCACGCCGCCCGAGGCCUCGGCCCCGAGGGCGAGCCAACACCCGACACCCCCAGCCAACGGCAGCGAGAGCUCACAGCCAAGUGUUUGCGUCUGCUCACCCACACCUUCAACAGAGACUACAGCCACGUGUGUGUGAGUGCCAGCGAGAGCAAGCUAAGUGAGAUGUCUGUAACUCUCAUGAAAGACUCCACCUCGGGCUCUGCCCUUAACACUCUCACACCGUCCUCCACCUGCCCCUCGCUGGUGGAGGGUCACUACGGCAGCAACACCGAACUCAGACCCACAAUGCCCUGCUCCCGUGCUGUCAGCCCUAACCCAGAUUCCAUGCCUGAGGGAGAGGUCAAGAAGUCGCCGGUCGUGGCCCCGGAGCCAAGGCCAAAGUCCCACACCUUCGUCCCUGACAUUCAGGAGAUCCGAGUCAGCCCCAUCGUGUCGAAGAAGGGCUACCUGCACUUCCUGGAGCCCCACACCAACGGCUGGGUGAAGCGCUAUGUGGUGGUUCGCCGGCCCUACGUCUACAUCUACAACUCGGACCGAGAGCCGGUGGAGAGAGCCAUCCUCAACCUGUCCUCUGCCCAAGUGGAGUACAGCGAGGACCAACAGGCCAUGUUGAAGACUCCCUACACGUUUGCGGUGUGCACAGAGCAUCGUGGAAUUCUGCUGCGAGCCAGCAACGACAAGGAGAUGCAUGAUUGGCUGUAUGCAUUUAACCCCCUCCUCGCUGGAUCCAUCAGGUCUAAACUGUCCAGAAGAAGAACAGCACAGAUGAGGCUUUGACUCGCCCAUCAUACUGCAGUCUGUGAAAGACAAGAAGACUCAAAAAUUAAAGACUGGUCCUUGUAAAUAGAUCUCCCGAGAGAGCCACCACUUCCUGUGUUGAGUCCAGCCUCUGUUCCUCGGCAUCCC
Messenger RNA from Electrophorus electricus (electric eel), 5902 nucleotides. NCBI's taxonomy places the organism in Eukaryota, Metazoa, Chordata, Actinopteri, Gymnotiformes, Gymnotidae. The record is from RefSeq and is a predicted model, not a curated record.